Carassius auratus (goldfish) is the source of this 2911-nucleotide messenger RNA. It is a transcript of the gene cap2, whose product is annotated as cyclase associated actin cytoskeleton regulatory protein 2. Gene Ontology annotation, cellular component: cytoplasm. NCBI's taxonomy places the organism in Eukaryota, Metazoa, Chordata, Actinopteri, Cypriniformes, Cyprinidae. The transcript is spliced from 13 exons. Gene Ontology annotation, biological process: actin filament organization; cell morphogenesis; cytoskeleton organization. The coding region runs from base 168 to 1586 and encodes 472 amino acids. The record is from RefSeq and is a predicted model, not a curated record. Gene Ontology annotation, molecular function: adenylate cyclase binding; actin binding.
CGGAAGUACCGGAAGCGGCUGCCCGUGGCUCAGUUGAGUGACAGCAGGAGAGCGCCGGGGACGCCAGGACCAGUCCUCCAGAGCCGAAGCACAUCUCGCUUUUUCUAAAGAAAACUUGAGAGUAAAGCCCGGAUCCCUUGGCGGAGGUAAUAUUUAGGACCGUUGACAUGGAAGCAAUCGUUGAGCGUCUGGAGCAGGCAGUAAUUCGUCUGGAGGCGGUGGCGGUCAAACUGCAGAACUGUCCUGGGGGUUUGGUCAACGGAGACAUCAGCAGCAUUAUCAAUGGAGGUGAAACCGAAAGCAUGGAGGCAUUCGACAAUUUGCUGAGUGGUUCAGUGUCUGAAUAUUUGAGGACCAGCACAGCUAUUGGUGGAGAUGUGGCUAAGCAUGCAGAGAUGGUGAGCAAUGCCCUUCAGGUCCAGCGUGCUUUCCUCAAAAUGACCAUGACACAUAAGGAACCGGCAAAGACAGAGAUGGCUGACCUCCUCAGACCCAUCUCUGACCAGAUCCAGGAGGUCCAGAAUUUCCGGGAGAAGAACCGCGGCAGCAGCCUGUUCAACCACCUGUCUGCCGUGAGCGAGAGCAUCCCCGCUCUGGGCUGGGUGGCUGUGUGCCAGAAACCAGGGCCGUAUGUGAAGGAGAUGAAUGAUGCUGCAAUGUUCUACACAAACAGAGUCCUGAAAGAUUACAAAGACACUGACCCCCGUCAUGUUGAGUGGGUUCGUUCCUAUCUGAGCAUCUGGACUGAACUUCAGACCUACAUUAAAGACCACCACACCAGGGGAAUCAUCUGGAACAAGACUGGUCCUGUAGCCACUCCCUCACUGUUCAGUGCUGCUUGUGAUGGUCCUUGCCCCCCUCCUCCUCCCCCUCCACCACCAGGUCCUCCUCCGAUGUUCAUGGAUGACAGCCCCAAACCCGAGGACACAUCAGCCCAGCACUCAGCUCUGUUUGCACAGCUCAACCAGGGAGAGGCCAUCACUAAAGGUUUGAAGCAUGUGUCUGACGAGCAGAAGACCCAUAAGAACCCCAACCUGCGCUCUCAGGAAGGGAAGACACACCAGGGAUCCCCUGCCAAGAGUCAGAACCCCAGCUCGUCUGCCAAAAAACAUUCCCCCGUACUGGAGCUGGAAGGAAAGAAGUGGAGGGUGGAGCACCAGGAGAAGUCUCAUGACCUGGUGAUAGAGGAGACCGAGCUCAGACAGGUGGUUUAUGUCUUUAGCUGUAGCAACUCCACACUCCAGAUCAAAGGCAAAGUCAACUCCAUCAUAGUGGAUAACUGUAAGAAGCUGGGACUGGUGUUUGACAGUGUGGUGGGCAUCGCUGAGAUCAUCAACUCCAGAGACAUUCAGCUUCAGGUAAUGGGGAAAGUUCCUACUAUUUCCAUUAACAAGACUGAGGGGUGCCAUGUCUACCUGAGCAAGGCUUCACUUGACUGUGAGAUUGUCAGUGCCAAGAGCUCUGAGAUGAACGUCCUCGUUCCUGAGGGAGAAGAUGAUUAUAGGGAGUUUCCAAUCCCAGAGCAGUUUAAAACGCUGUGGGACGGCUCCAGCCUGGUGACAGAGCCCACAAAGAUUGCUGGUUGAUUCCUUUUCCAGCUUGUCAUCGCUUUCCUCCCACCAGAAUUCUUCAUGCACUUUCACUGUAUCACACUGUUAGCAGAGACGGAAGAAUUCAUACAUUGUGGUUGUGAGAGGUGUAGAUUUAGGCUCCGAAAAUUCACAUUUUGUUCCAUUUCCACAAACCAAUUAUGAAACAUUUCAACAAAUCCUUAACUAACCGGCGAUAAAAAAUACAUAAUAUACAUGUAUUAAUUAUUAUACAUUAAAAGUAAUAACACAUGAUGGCACCAUUAUGUGUGGAUAUGGGAUGUUUUUAGUAUGCAGCUUAAAGUACUUAGUUAAAAAAUGAAUCAGUACUCAAUUAAGUAUGUAUUUUUAUUGUUUUUGUCUUUUUUGACAUAAUCAAGUACUUUGUGUUGAUGUCAUAAAAUGUUAAAUACAUUUUGGUUCUGUGUAGCAAUAUAAUACAUACUUUUUUUUCAAAAUAAUAUGACUAUACUUAGCUGUAACUUGUUUUUAUGAAGAAACUCGUUCUUUAUGUUUUGUGCAGUCACAUUUUACAUUUCCCAACAGACUACAAAUCCCAGUUUCAGUUUAUAAUAUUGUCUUCAACAAAAAAAAAACACAUACACACACACAAAAAAAAAAACAUUUAUUUGGCAAGGUAAUCUUGUGUUUUCAGGCUUUGGACCCACAUUAUGUGCAAUCAUGAGCAGAGGACAAAAAUCUAUGGAUAUUUUACAAUCAAACCUUUUUAUUCUACGAGUCUGAUAAAUGGUCUUUGUUCUGAGAAUAAAUAAGUGCUUUUGAGGGUUUUUUUUAUUUUAUAAGAUUUUAUGUUAUUUUAUUAUAGUUCAAAUAUUGCUCAGUUUUGUCACUAUAUUUCAUUUAUAAUCUCAGACAGGUAGCUACAUGUUUGUUUGUGAUAGUAAUGACAUAUGCUGUGCAUAAUAAAAUUAAGUAAACAUGGCAACUAAAUAUUAAAUUCAUGCCCAAAAUAGUUUCCUAGAUGUUCUCACUUUGCACUCACAUAUUUACACUGCUUGUAAAUUGACAUGCUUUAAAUGUUUCUUCAACAGGAAGGUCAUGAACACUUCAGCUCAUUUUGAAUGAACGCCAACAUGUGUUAAUAUGUAGCAUUCUUCAGUCCAUAAAAGGGAAUCAUGUUACAUUUGCUUGAUUAGUAAACAGUUGACAUUUAACUAAACAGUGUAAUGCACAUUUAUAAAUGAUGCUUAAACAAAGUAGAAUGUGUACACCGUAUUAAAUCGCACACCUUACAUUGUAAUUUACCAAAGUAUUUUCACAUUACCAUAUCAAUUUAAUCAAAUAAAAUAAUUGUAAACUCA